CCUGCCCACUCCCCAAUGGGAGCGCCCCUCCUGAAGGACGCAUGCGCGUGUCCUCCCUCCUUCCCUCCCCUCCCAGCUUCUAGAUGUUGCGCAGGCGCGUUAGGUGGCGGGACGGGCUUCAUUGGGACAGCCCUAAGCCAACUGCUGAAAGCCAGAGGUCACGAAGUGACACUGGUCUCCCGACAGCCCGGCCCGGGUCGGAUCACGUGGGAUGAGCUCGCCACGUCGGGGCUGCCCCGCUGCGACGCCGCAGUCAACCUGGCUGGAGAGAACAUCCUCAACCCUCUGCGAAGGUGGAAUGAAGCUUUCCAAAAAGAGGUUCUCAGCAGCCGCUUGGAGACCACCGACCUGCUGGCUCGAGCCAUCACCAAGGCCCCACAACCCCCCCAAGCCUGGAUCCUAGUCACAGGUGUAGCUUACUACCAGCCCAGCCUGACUGCUGAGUAUGAUGAGGACAGUCCAGGAGGGGAUUUUGACUUUUUCUCCAACCUCGUAAGCAAAUGGGAAGCUGCAGCCAAACUUCCUGGAGAUUCUACACGCCAAGUGGUGGUACGCUCUGGGGUUGUGCUGGGCCGUGGGGGCGGUGCCAUUGGUCACAUGCUGUUGCCCUUCCGUCUGGGCCUGGGGGGCCCCAUCGGCUCUGGCCAACAGUUCUUCCCCUGGAUUCACAUUGGGGACCUGGCAGGAAUCCUGGCCCAUGCCCUUGAAGCAAGCCAUGUGCAGGGCGUCCUGAAUGGAGUGGCUCCAGCCUCUACCACUACAAAUGCUGAGUUUGCACAGGCCUUAGGCACAGCCCUAGGCCGCCCAGCCUUCAUCCCUCUUCCUAGCGCUGUUGUGCAAGCUGUCUUUGGACAAGAACGUGCCAUCAUGCUGCUGGAGGGCCAGAAGGUGAUCCCACGGCGGACACUGGCCACUGGCUACCAGUAUUCCUUCCCAGAGCUGGGGGCUGCCUUGAAGGAAAUCAUAGCCUAAGUGGGAAGGUUCGAUCGUAGGGCCUAAGGCCCGUCCCUCAAUAGAGGGUUCCCAGUGAGAGACUGUGAAUAGGUCAGGUACUCCUCUACCUGAGACCUAAAACCUCUUCCUUUUUCUUUCUCAUUAUUCCGUUGCUGCACUUUAACUGACUGCCCACUGUUUCAAGGUUGCAAUUUCAUCUAGUUGGGACCUUACCCUCUUCAACUCCUUAUAAAAGAGUUUCCAAGUUUGGUUUCCCUAUAUGUCCCAUUCCUGCCCCAUUUCUCUUUUGCUGUGUAAUGAAUGCUCUACAAUUUAGGCAAUAAAGAUAAAUUAUCUCAUUA
Messenger RNA from Myotis davidii, 1295 nucleotides. It is a transcript of the gene SDR39U1, whose product is annotated as short chain dehydrogenase/reductase family 39U member 1. The record is from RefSeq and is a predicted model, not a curated record. The transcript is spliced from 6 exons. Lineage: Eukaryota; Metazoa; Chordata; Mammalia; Chiroptera; Vespertilionidae. The coding region runs from base 16 to 972 and encodes 318 amino acids.